AACGUUUUAUAAGCACGGGCAUAGUAUGUCAAAGAGUGGCUCUGAGUCUGUGUAUUUAACUUUACGGAACCGAUUUAGGAUUCUUCCCGAAUCUCCACGAUGGUUGCUCCAGAAAGGACGGAUCGAAGAGGCCGAGGCUAUAAUAAAGAAAGCAGCCAAAGUGAACAAGGUUGAACUACCAGACAGAAUCUUUGACAGAGACAACUUGGAAAAUUCCGAGCCGAAAAGCAAAGUUUGGGAUCUUUUCACAAACAGGACCUUGUUUUGUAGAACUGUCAUUAUCUACAUUAACUGGAUGGUCACGAGCAUGAUGUACUAUGGCUUGACCCUGAACGUCAGCAACCUCAGUGGCGACAUCUACCUCAACUUCCAAGUGGCCAAUGCGGUGGAAUUCCUCGGUUACAUCAUUAUAAUUAUCAUACUGAGUCGAGUCGGCCGUAAGAAGGUCCACUGCACCUGUAUGGUUAUAGGUGGCCUCGCCUGUGUCUUCACUAUAUUUCCCGUUUUGUACGCAGGGUCAGAUAAAGGCACUAUUGUCUUGGUUCUGGCAAUGAUUGGAAAGAUGUGCGUGUCUGCGGCAUUCACCAUCAUUUACAUAUUCUCUGCGGAACUGUUCCCGACCAUCGUUAGGAACUCUGCGAUUGGAUGGGGCUCUGUGUUUGCUCGAGUGGGUGGGAUAAUCUCACCGUACAUCGCUGACUUGGGUAAGCUUACAGAAGGCAAGUUCGCCACCGCUCUUCCCUUGUUGGUGUUUGGGUCAGCCGCCGUGAUUGCCGGAGUGUUGUCACUAUGGUUACCAGAGACACUUAACAGAUCCAUUCCGGAUUCCAUAGAGGAUGCGAAGAAUUUUGGACAAAAUUCCGAAGCCAAGAAAUCAAGCGUGGACCUUCCCGAAAAGCACAACAAACAAAUCGAUGGAGUAGUGAAUGAAAACUUUGUUACAGAUACCAAACUGUAACCGGAACUGUACUGAACAACGUAUCACCGGAAAUACGGAACCGGAUGUUUAUCUUAUUUAAUAGAUUAUAAUAUAUAUGUAUAUUUAGUCUUUAUAAUCUGCAUCAUUAGGUAUGAUAUUUUAGAGUCUAGAAUGAAGACGUAGCGAUCUUAAAUAUUCAAUUCAAAUAGUUAGAAGCUAUUAUAGUGUAACUUUGUACCGCAAAGGAAUGUAUAUUGUUUCUAUCCUUUUUUUUUUGUACAAAAGACUUUAGCAAAUACCCAUUAUAAUUACCUCAAAUAUGUCCAAUUAGUUAUCAACUUUAGCCAUGCUUCUUUAAUAUAUUACAUGUGUAUCAAGGAAAUAAAUUACUUGGUAAUGAGA
Gigantopelta aegis is the source of this 1321-nucleotide messenger RNA. RefSeq names its product organic cation transporter protein-like. The transcript has 5 exons. NCBI's taxonomy places the organism in Eukaryota, Metazoa, Mollusca, Gastropoda, Neomphalida, Peltospiridae. Gene Ontology annotation, cellular component: membrane. Gene Ontology annotation, biological process: transmembrane transport. Bases 26 to 958 code for a protein of 310 amino acids. The record is from RefSeq and is a predicted model, not a curated record. Gene Ontology annotation, molecular function: transmembrane transporter activity.